CUGAGUCCUCCCGCUCAUGUCAAAAUUCCUCAUUUUAUAUUUAGUAUUGUUUGCUUGUGGAUCUUCCGCAAGGACAUCCUUCAAAUUCCCGGUGUAUCAAUAUAAACGCAAAGCUACAAACGAACAGUUGUUUCAGAAAGUUACAUCAGACUGUAAUGAUAUCUGCUCACUUCACAACAGUGGUUCACUGGAACAUACGAAAUGUAUUCGACUUUGCAUAAGCGAAACUUGCUACAAAUCAUUGUAUGGCUUUGAUGAGCUAGAAGAGGGUGAAAUCGACGUCAGGUUUUCUUCAUUCAAAGGUUGUGUCCUGCAAAAACUGAAAGAGAAAGGUUUCCGUGUAAUCUAAAAACAUGGACAGCAAGCCUGUGUCAAUAGUUUCAACUUCACCUACUUCCUCUAAUUCCACGGUCAACUCUCAAGAUGUAUUCACUCAACUGGUUCCAGUGCUCACUCAGUGUUUCGGUGUAAUUCUCCUUGGUUACAUUGCCGGACGUUUCAAGGUUUUUUCUGAAUCACAGGCUAAGGGACUUAACUUCUAUGUCACUAGGUUCGCUUUACCCACUGUAUUUUUUCGCG
Molecule: messenger RNA, 579 nt
Organism: Schistosoma turkestanicum
Lineage: Eukaryota; Metazoa; Platyhelminthes; Trematoda; Strigeidida; Schistosomatidae
Source: the annotation of a GenBank genome assembly